Messenger RNA from Octodon degus (degu), 2022 nucleotides. It is a transcript of the gene Ccdc125, whose product is annotated as coiled-coil domain containing 125. Gene Ontology annotation, molecular function: protein binding. Lineage: Eukaryota; Metazoa; Chordata; Mammalia; Rodentia; Octodontidae. The coding region runs from base 157 to 1827 and encodes 556 amino acids. Gene Ontology annotation, cellular component: cytoplasm. Gene Ontology annotation, biological process: negative regulation of cell motility; negative regulation of Rho protein signal transduction. The record is from RefSeq and is a predicted model, not a curated record. The transcript is spliced from 11 exons.
GCUGGCUGAGGACGCGUCUGCCCCGCGUUUCCAGGCCGCAGUCGCUUCUUCCCUCUCCUUCUGCGCCCCAAGUAUUCCGGGGCGUCCGCCGCGGAGCAGCCGAGGAGCGGCUCCCAGCACCUGGCUUCGCGGGAGCGGGUCAGCAAGCAUUUGCUCAUGAGCAAGGUGAAGAGGUCGCUUAGCACGCCCGAGGUGGAGACCUGGGAAGCGGAAGAGGAUGACAUGAGGGAAGGUGACCUGGGCAACGGCCUUGGAUGGAGCCCCGGCAGCCUCGCCCAGCUGGAAGUCUCGGAAGCCCUUGCCUCUAGACGACCAGAGGGAAGGAGCUUCAGCCCUCCUGCACUGCCGGGAGCUGAAGAAAGCAGGACAGCUGUCUUCCAGCGUUUCAUGCCCAGGAGCCUGCAAACCGCCUGCUUUCAGAGACCCGAAGCGGGCAGCUGCAGCCCCGCAGGGAGGCUUGAUUCUACUUCAGAAGUGUCAAAUGAAGAACUCAGGCAACGUCUUCAGGAAACCUUAGAGGUAUGUCCCCUGGCUAAUCCACAAGUGCUCAGUUCUAGAGGCCACGACCUUGAGUCGAGCUUUGGGCAGGCUCUGCGCCUCCGAAGGCUCUCGCUGCUGCCGGUGGCUGCCGCGGCCCUUGCUGUGCAUCCUGUGAUGGGUGCAGUGCGUGCUGGGAAGCCGAAGCUUUGCCCGCAGCGGGAAACGCACCAAUUUAUCCGCACACCACCUCAACCAGAGAAGAAGAUGCUAAUUAAAGUGAAGACACUGACCGGAAAGGAGAUUGACAUUGACAUUGAACCCACAGACAAGGUGGAGCGAAUCAAGGAGCGUGUCAAGGAGAAAGAGGGAAUCCCGCCACAACAGCAGCGGCUCAUCUAUAGCGUUAUUCAGAAGAUACUUUUUUCCAGACUAAACUGUGAAAAUGCAGUUCUCAAAGAGAAUUUGAAACUGAAAACAGAAGAAAUUAGGACGCUGAAGUCUGAAAAUGGAGUUUUGAACCAGCGGUACUUGGAAGCGCUUGCCAGGCUGGACGUCAUACAGCAGAGGGAGGCUCAGCGAAGCAGGUCUGGGGAGGACUGCGGCUGUGUGGAGGUGACCGGUCUGGAGCUCGCAGUGCUGGGAGCCUGCCUCUGCCACGGUCCCGGAGGGAGUCCCUGUCCCUGUGCCAGGACAGCAGCAUCCGCUCGGAAACUGGUUCUUCAGCUCAGACACGAGCUGGAACUUUUGCAGAAGAGCAAAGAAGAAGCUUACAUCGUAGCAGAUGCAUUCCGAAUUGCAUUUGAGCAACAGUUAAUGAGGAAAAAUGACCAGGCCCUGAGACUGACACAAAUGGAGGAAAUGUGUAAAAAAGCCAAAACACGGAUAAGUUGGAAGCCUCUCACGGAGGACGGACAUCAACCUCGAAGGAGUAAGAAGACAUUAGGGCAGAAACUGCUGGGCCUGCUGCCUUUGGAAGGCAGCUCUCAGAGGACGGAAGACCAGGGCAAUCCUCAGGAAGUCUGUAGGAUGCUCAUUGAGUUGUUAAAUGAUAAAGAAGAAGUGCUGGCACAUCAGAGAAAAGUUAGCUACAUGCUUGCCCGGGCGCUGGAAGACAAAGACAGCGCUUUGAAAGAGAAUAAAGACAAAAGCCCCGUGAACGAGAACUUUCCAUUCCCAAAGCCCUGGCAUAAGCCGUCGUCGGAAUUCUCUGUUCUGUGUGACCCUGUACAUCUAGGCUUCGGGACGUUUAAUUCUACGGGCUGUGCUUGUUCAGGCCAACAGACAGAUCCCAGCCUCACACGAACUCUUAGAAGAUGCUGUUCUUUGCCAUCCAGUAUCACGUUUUGAAGACACACUUACCACCUGAAGUCAGAACCGAGAGCUUUUUACAUUGAGAGACUGGGGCUGGGGGCAGAGCUCCGUGGCACGGUGCUUGCCUAGUACCUGCCAGGCCUGGGCUGCCGGCACCAAGACUUGUGAAAAGGACUGCGUGCCAGUGUUGGUGCAGCUUGAGCCGCUGUGUGUUUUCCAGGAUUUUUUUUU